Camponotus floridanus (Florida carpenter ant) is the source of this 1137-nucleotide messenger RNA. RefSeq names its product ras-related protein Rab-18-B. The coding region runs from base 33 to 707 and encodes 224 amino acids. Gene Ontology annotation, molecular function: GTPase activity; GTP binding. The record is from RefSeq and is a predicted model, not a curated record. NCBI's taxonomy places the organism in Eukaryota, Metazoa, Arthropoda, Insecta, Hymenoptera, Formicidae. The transcript has 4 exons.
AUCGCCGAGAGAGUGCGAUCUAUCGCGUCAUUAUGGAUCAAGAGGAUGUUUUAACGAUACUAAAGAUUCUCAUAAUAGGUGAAUCUAAUGUGGGAAAAUCGAGUAUACUCUUGAGAUUCACCGAAGAUGAAUUCUGCGAAAAUAUGCAAAGCACAGUCGGAAUGGAUUAUAAAACCAAACAGAUAACCAUCGAUGGCAAUACAGUCAAACUCGCGAUUUGGGAUACGGCGGGCCAAGAACGAUUUCGCACUUUAACGCCAAGUUACUACAGAGAUGGUCAGGGUGCUAUUUUAAUGUACGAUGUUACAGAUCGAAAUACUUUUGUAAAAUUGGAGACAUGGCUUAAUGAAUUAAAUACAUACUGCAAUAGAACAGAUAUCGUCAAGAUGGUAGUAGGUAAUAAAAUAGAUCUGCCGAAUAGGGAAGUGAGCACUGAGGAAGGUUUACAGUUUGCCAGAAGACAUCAGACUUUAUAUAUCGAAAGUAGUGCAAAAACAGCGGAUGGUGUAAAGUGCUGCUUUGAAGAACUUGUACAAAAGAUAAUACAAACACCUGGUCUUUGGGAUACUCACUCUACACGAUUAUAUGACAAUGGUACCAUGACUGCUUCGAGAUAUCGAAGUGGGAAAAGGGGGAUGCAGUUGGCUGCUAACUAUCAAUCUCUACCUGUUGAGUCAUCCUCAAAUUGUUAUUGCAGUUUACUGUAAUCAUGGUGUUAUGAGAAAGUGCAUGUUUGUUAGAACAAAUAUAUGCAUAAUAUGUUUAAGGCUGAGACUACACAAAAAAAAUCCGAGAAGCAACACAGAGGAGAUCAUAUACGAUAUAUCAUCACUUCAUACAUGCUAACACUCGGGUCUUACAAAAUUUACAAUUAGGAAAUAAUUUUGUAAGAUGCAUAUAUUCACAUUUACAUUUACAUCACAUAUACACAUUAGCUAUUGUUGGACAUUAAAUCUUAAAUCUGUUGUAAAUAUUUAUGGCAUAGAAAAUUAAAUGAAAUUUUGUGUUUGUGUGAACACAUAAUUAAUAUAUUGAGAAAACAAUUGUAAGUAUUUAGUGAUACAUUUUUAUAGGCCAUAGAUAUUCUGUUAAUCACAAUCAAUUUUUGUACAAGUAAAAUUUGACAAUUUUUAUAAU